Messenger RNA from Sitodiplosis mosellana (orange wheat blossom midge), 2226 nucleotides. RefSeq lists its product as uncharacterized. The transcript has 3 exons. Bases 1 to 2226 code for a protein of 741 amino acids. NCBI's taxonomy places the organism in Eukaryota, Metazoa, Arthropoda, Insecta, Diptera, Cecidomyiidae. The record is from RefSeq and is a predicted model, not a curated record.
AUGCCAGCGGAGGAUAAAAAUAUAAUCCAAUUCAAGAAUUGGCAGAAUCAGCUUGAAUGCCCAUUCAUAAUUUAUGCCGAUGUCGAAGCGCUAUUAAAAGUACCUGAUGUGCCAGUUUUCAAAGGCAAAAAGCGAGAAAUUGCGGCUUAUCAGGAGCAUGAAGUUUACAGUGUCGGGUAUUAUUUUAAAUGUUCUUUUGACGAGUCGAAAUCAUUUUAUGCGAGUAAACGUGGUCCUGACUGUAUCGAUUGGUUUGUAGAUCAGAUGAAAACUGCUGCUGAAUUUGCUGCCCAACAUCUCAAUAAUAUAAUUCCGUUGAAUAUGACUGCUGAACAGGAGCAACGUUUUCAAAAUACGCACAUUUGUCACAUUUGUGAAAAACAAUUUGAUUCCGAUUCCAUUAAAGUAAGGGAUCAUUCCCAUUUGACGGGUGAAUUUCGCGGUGCCGCACAUCAAGAUUGUAAUUUGAAUUACGUGGAAAAUCGUGCUAUUCCGGUAGUUUUUCACAAUUUGACUGGCUAUGAUUCGCAUUUUCUGCUGCGCAAACUAGCCAACGGUUUCGCGGGUGACAUGCAGAUUAUCCCAAUCAACACGGAAAGGUACAUAUCUUUUUCAAAAACCGUUGAGGGGACGGCCCAGCCAUUCAAAGAGGACAUCAAACUGAGGUUCAUCGAUUCAUUUCGAUUCAUGGCUGAUUCACUGGAUACUCUUUCAUCCUUGAUUCCAUCAGAGAAAAAGCGUAUUCUGAGGACCGAAUGUAAGCACUUGAGUGAAGAGCAGCUGAAAUUAUUGGAGAGAAAGGGCAUUUUUUGCUAUGAUUACAUUGACAGCUGGGAAAAACUAAAUGACACAUCGCUGCCAUCCAAAGAGGCUUUCCAUAGUACAUUGACUAACAGCUCGAUUACUGAUAAAGAUUACGAUUUCGCGAAAGAGGUGUGGGAUAAAUUUAAUAUAAAAGACUUAGGUGAAUAUUCCGACCUCUACUUAAAGACUGACGUGCUUUUAUUGGCAGAUGUGUUUGAAAAUUUCCGUAAAACAUGCCAAAAUAUUUAUAAAUUAGAUCCAGCGAACUACUAUACAGCUCCCGGACUUUCUUUCGAUGCCAUGCUACGAUAUACAAAUGUUCAACUUGAGCUCUUUACGGAUGUCGACAUGCUCAUGUUCGUUGAACGUGGAAUUCGCGGAGGCAUAAGCCAAUGCAGUACGCGAUACAUUCAAGCUAAUAAUAAAUUCAUGGAUAAUUAUAAUCCAAAUAAAGAAACCAGCUAUAUCAUGUACCUCGACGCCAAUAACUUAUAUGGCCAUUCGAUGAUGCAGCAUUUACCACAUAAUAAUUUUCAAUGGUCUGAUGUUAAAUUUGAUCGAGAGACAAUUCUGAAUCUUAAAGAUGAUGCUGAUAUUGGCUAUGUUUUCGAAGUAGAUCUCGAUUAUCCGAAAGAGUUGCAUGAUUUACAUAAUGAUUACCCGUUUUGCGCUCAAAAUAUGCACGUUCCAGGCAAAAAAGGUGUAAAGAAAUUGCUUUUGACUCUUUAUGAUAAAAAAAAUUAUGUGAUCCACUACAGAAUGCUGAAAUUGGCUCUUCAGCAUGGGUUAGUUUUGAGGAAAGUACAUCGUGUCCUGCAGUUCAACCAAACAGCCUGGCUCAAGCCUUACAUUCAGCUGAACACGGAAAUGAGAACGCGAGCUACUAAUGAUUUUGAAAAGAAUUUCUUCAAACUUCUCUGCAAUGCUAUUUUUGGGAAAACGAUGGAAAAUCUGCGAUCUCGCGUUGAUAUCAAACUGAAGUCGCAGUGGGGUGGAAGAUCUGGAGCACGUAUGCUCAUAGCGAAACCGAAUUUCAAGCGACGCACAAUUUUUGAUGAAGACUUGGUUGCCAUCGAGUUGAAAAAAACAAGUUUGCUCAUGAAUAAACCGAUUGUGGUGGGGCUCGCGAUAUUGGAUAUAUCCAAAGUCGUUAUGUAUGACUUUCACUAUAACUUUAUGAAGUCCAAAUAUGGUGAUAAAGUCCAACUUGCGUACACCGACACUGACAGUUUUAUCUAUAAAAUAAGCUGCGAAAACUUCUAUGAUGAUAUGAAACAGCAUUUAGAGAAAUUCGACACCAGCGACUACAAAGAGGAUAAUCCAUACAACAUGCCCCGCGUGAACAAGAAGGUGCCUGGUCUGUUUAAGGACGAGUUGAAUGGUGAAAUUAUAACCAAAAAAAUAGAAUUCAUUUCGCACUAA